AAUAUAUAUUUUUUUUGGAAAGAUUUUUAUAUGGGUUUAUGUUUAAAAUUAGAAAGUUGGUUGCUUUAUGUUUAAAAAUUAAAUCUUUUUUGGGUUUUCAUGAAACCCAUUAAGAUUCACGCAAAGGGUUUUACAUUUAUGUAGUUCUGUUAAACCCAAUUAGUAAUUUAUUUACUGAAAAUCAAGAAAAAGUGGUUUUUCUUAUUGUAAUUUUGUAGGUAAUUUAUUUUGGGUUUUUCAAAGGUAAAUUUGUGUGCAUUAAGGGUAAAAAUGGAGGAUUGUGAUCAAUGCAAGGUGUUUGUUGGUGGAAUUUCAUGGGAAACAACAGAAGAGGUGUUGAGGGAGCAUUUUAGGUACUAUGGGAAUGUAGUUAGUUCAGUAAUUGCUAGAGACCGAAUUACGGGUAGUCCUCGUGGGUUCGCUUUUGUUUCGUUUGCAGAUUCAUCAGCUCUUGAUAAAGUUCUUGGUGACAGUCAUAAUAUCCUUGGCAGAACGGUUGAAGUGAAAAAGGCUGUACCAAAAGGUGAACAAAACCAAAUUCAGCAAGAACAGAAUCGUGGACAGAGUAGGAAUUACAGAAGCAAUGGUAUUAAAAGCAACGAUAAUUACUUAAAGACUAAAAAGAUUUUUGUAGGUGGGUUGUCUGCUAACUUAACUGAAGACGACUUCAAAAUCUACUUUGAAAAAUUUGGUAGAAUAACUGAUGUGGUUGUGAUGCAUGACAACGUGACCCACAGGCCACGUGGGUUCGGGUUCAUAACUUUUGACACCGAGGAUUCCGUCGAAGAAGUUAUGCAGAGAAACUUCCAUGAAUUGUGUGGUAAACUUGUGGAGGUUAAAAGGGCAGUUCCUAAAGAGAUUAGUGGCGGCACUACUAGUGGCAAUAGGGAAUCUAACUUUAAUGGUCAUCAACAGGCUCAGUUUAGACCUACAUACGAGGUUCUUCCUGCUUAUGGACCGUUUCCAGGAUAUGGUGGUUAUCCUUUCGGUGGCGGUGUCUAUGGUGGUGCCUAUCCGGUUAGUGGGUAUGGGUUAACACCCGUUUCGCCAAGGGUUCCAUGGGGUGGUCCUGCAAUGGUCAGCAUGAGGGCCAGUCCAUUGCCAUUACCAGUUUUUCCAGCUUACUUAAAUGGUGGGUUAAUGGGCAUGGCAGCGAAUGGAUAUAACGGAAUUGUGGGACCCGUACCGGGUGGGAUGCCUGGUCAGCUCAUUGGGAAUGUUGUAGAUAACAAUUCUUUGGGGUCAUCUGGUGGUAUGGAGGGUAGCAAAAAUGACCAAAGUGGUGUUGGAGGUAACAUGGUCUGAAGACUGAACUGACUACUAGAUUGGAAAACUUUCUCAUACUGAUUUGGGCUUGAGGGUAUUUUGGUCAUUUAACCAUGAUACCUUUUUGUUUUAGGCACCUCUAACUGUGGAUGGGAUAAAAAGAUGUUGGUUUCUGUGUAUCAUUUUCUAGUGUUUUUUUAAUAAUUCAUGAAUUCUGGAUCUGGGUUUAUGUAAAAUAGUUUCUUUAAAUUCAAAUUUAUGUUUAUUUGGUUA
Molecule: messenger RNA, 1539 nt
Organism: Erigeron canadensis
Lineage: Eukaryota; Viridiplantae; Streptophyta; Magnoliopsida; Asterales; Asteraceae
Product: RNA-binding protein 1-like
Exons: 2
Coding region: 271-1305 (344 amino acids)
Molecular function (GO): RNA binding
Source: RefSeq, a predicted model, not a curated record